Messenger RNA from Trypanosoma theileri, 600 nucleotides. Its product is annotated as putative UDP-Gal or UDP-GlcNAc-dependent glycosyltransferase. The record is from RefSeq and is a predicted model, not a curated record. Gene Ontology annotation, cellular component: membrane. Gene Ontology annotation, molecular function: hexosyltransferase activity. The transcript has a single exon. NCBI's taxonomy places the organism in Eukaryota, Euglenozoa, Kinetoplastea, Trypanosomatida, Trypanosomatidae. Bases 1 to 600 code for a protein of 199 amino acids.
AUGAGCAAGAAAACAUUUUUUUGGUUUGAGUUAGCCCUUCGUCUCUUUCCUAAUACGAGUUAUAUUGCCAAAGGUGAUGAUGAUAUGUUCCUGCGAGUACCACAGUAUCUUGCGGAUCUACGCACACUGCCAAGACGUGGACUCUAUUGGGGAUCAAUGUAUAAAUAUCGUGUUAGGUCUCUUGUGGAUAAUACGAUGGUUAAAUUUUUCUUCUCUUCAGGGCCAUGCAAUACACUAGCGCGGGAUGUGGUGGAGCGGAUUGUGUCGUUUGAGCCCCUCAGGCGUUUAAUUCACACACCGUACAGCAAGGAACGUGAGUCAGAGUUUCUUGCAUUGUGUAUGGAGCAUGAAGAUACCAUGGUGGGUCGUGUGGUGCAUGAGCUACACUAUUCAGAGCUGAUUAUGGUAAGAGAGAAAAAGUGUCGUUUUCAUAAUUUGCGAAAGGGCUGCCGUAUUGCUGCUCCUAGUAAUAGUUCUGUAAUGAUACACCAUAUUGUUGAGAGUGAAUAUAUCGAUCUGAUGAAACGUUAUGAACAUGACACAGCCCCAAAGGCCAAGUUCAUUAAACAUCGUCAUGAUUAUCUCUACUUUGCUUGUUAA